Branchiostoma belcheri (Belcher's lancelet) is the source of this 2430-nucleotide messenger RNA. Its product is annotated as vacuolar protein sorting-associated protein 37A-like. Gene Ontology annotation, cellular component: ESCRT I complex. Bases 89 to 1219 code for a protein of 376 amino acids. The record is from RefSeq and is a predicted model, not a curated record. NCBI's taxonomy places the organism in Eukaryota, Metazoa, Chordata, Leptocardii, Amphioxiformes, Branchiostomatidae. Gene Ontology annotation, biological process: protein targeting to membrane; protein targeting to vacuole; ubiquitin-dependent protein catabolic process via the multivesicular body sorting pathway. The transcript is spliced from 10 exons.
CUCUGUGACAAGAAAGAGAAUCACGGAAGUGAAAGACUGAGUCGUGAUAUUCUCGCCUUUCUGCCGGUUUCUGGUCCUUGUCGCGAGUAUGUUUAACCUUUUUGGACGCUCGAAACCGCAGAGCAACCUUCCGGCCCCGACAGCGCUGCAACAACAACGUCACAAGCAGAUAGAAACUCUCAAAACAUUCAACCAAAAUGUGUUCGAGCUGAGGAGAGAUGUGGAAUAUCGAGUCACCUGCUCUGUCAACAAUGUCACCAUCUCUCUCAACAUUCAGCUGCCACCAGAGUUCCCAAAGGACCGGCCCAUCGUGGUCGUCAGUCCGCCUCUGCGCCACCCAUGGGUCAACGACCAGAUGGUCGUCACUGGCUGUCCUGGGAUCAACUCUUUUGCAGUGCACACAGAUCUAGGCCGGGUGAUUAGAACCAUCAUCGAUGAAUUCAAGAACAACCCGCCACAGAUCUUAGCUCCUGCUUCAUCCAGUGGCCAGCUGCCUUACCCAUCACAUCCUCCACAAUACAUGGGGGCUAACAGCCCAUACCCUACUACUUCCUACCCCUCCUCCACCAGUAGCUACAUGCCCCAGGUUCCCAUGCCCACGCUGCCAUCUACAUCCACUACCACCACUCCCACACCCAGGCCAGAGGUCCGCGUGCAAGGCAACUUUUCUCCAGUACCAUUUAAGUAUAAGAUGCCAGAUAUUCCUGAGUCCUUCAAGGAAGUCAACUCUCUCAGUGUUGCAGAGCUGAAGGAGCUCCAUGAUAAUGAAACUAAGGUCGUUGACCUGUUCAGCAGCCUGCCCCAGUGUCAGCAACUUUACCAGGACAGAGACAAGCUCAAUGAUGCCACAGAGGAGCUAGCAAGACAGAACCUGGACAAGCAGCCGAUGCUGGAGCAGAAGAAGAAGGAGCUGAUUGAGAAGGUGGAGGAACAGAACGAGCUCAGGAGGAUGUUUGACAAGAGUUCACAGAGACAAAACGACCUCAUGGAUCAAUUCAAGCCGGGGAUGAUCCAGGCUAACCUGAAGGUGGCAGCGCAGCAGGCAGAGGAGGAGUCUGAUGUCAUAGCUGACGAGUUCUUGGAGGGCAAGAUGGAAAUAGACGAGUUCCUGCAGAAAUUCAUGGAGAAAAGAGUGCUGUGCCAUAUCCGCCAUGCAAAGGAAGAGAAGUACCAACAGAUGAUGGCCAACAGACCGCUCAGAUCUACAAUGACAAUGUAGCAAACAGAGUUUGUCAACAUGUUAACAGCAGCACCAGAGAGCAUGUUGGCAGAACAUACUGUGCCUGCGUGAAACCCUGAUUUGUCAGUUUUCAUUGAAUGUUUGGUCCAAGUUGCAUCAUACUUUUGCCUGAUGCAGAAAAUAUCUUUUCCGACACAACAUUUGAAAACUAAAGACGGGAUGUCAUCCUUAAAUACGACUUUCCAAAAGACAUUCUGCUCAAUACUUUACAGGUUUUGCACAGGUGGAGUACGUUCUGCUGACAUGCUGCAUCAGACUUACAUGUAUGUACAUGUAUAUGUCUGUCACUGUCUUGGACAUUCCUGAUUUUUUAAAAGCAUUAUAUAUCAAGGUUGGAGCAGAAAAGGCAAGACCCAUAGGAAAAAACAACUUUGGAACAAGUGACAACUUUGAUACAUUAUGUAUUCUGUAAUAUACCCAAUAUUGGAUAUUCAUGUAUUAUGGUCAUAUAGGCCUUGCAUUCAGCCAUUUCUACGAAGUUAUCUUUGAAAUCCUUAAAAUUAGCACUAUGAAAUUUAUAAAGCUGUCAUGUACUAACAGAGGUGCUUUGGUUGCUCAGUUGUAACACAGCCAGUGAGCAGUGCUUUCAAUUCCCAUACCAACAGCCCGAUUCAAAGGUGAAACGCACAAUGCUUUUUAACUGAACUUGUAGCGAUAGUUCAAAAUCACAGACUAAUUGCCUUUUUCGUCACGCAAUGUGAGCUAUGACAUCAUUUGUUUUUAAUGAUUUUCCGCCAUUUCACAAAACUGAGUGUAUAUAUUGCUUUGAAAUGUGUUAAGUGCAAUAUAAAGAAGUUAGCUGAUGCAAAAUGGACUGUCUAAUAGAUUGUAUACCAUAACAACUCCAAUUUUCAUUUAAAAAAACAUAUUCUUGUGUUUUGAAUGUAACAUUAAGUCUGUAUUGAUACUGAAUAACAGACUGAUGUAUUCUUUUCUUUUUUUUACAAUGCACUGUCUUUAUUUCAAAAUGUUUAUCCAAAACACUUCACUCUUUAGUUUCCCUUAUUAAUGUUCCUUGUGGUGUAAUGUAUACUGAAUACUUUUAUAAAGGAAUCAGACAAUAUGGAAAGUAAUGUAUGCCAUAGAACAUAGUAUUUUAUUUGAGGAAAACAAUGCUCAACAAUAUGUACAUAGAACAUAAUGUACUUGUAAUGGUGGCAAUGAAAAAAAUAAACUUGUACAGAGAUGUG